Molecule: messenger RNA, 1759 nt
Organism: Lycium barbarum (goji berry)
Lineage: Eukaryota; Viridiplantae; Streptophyta; Magnoliopsida; Solanales; Solanaceae
Product: sphinganine C4-monooxygenase 1-like
Exons: 2
Coding region: 604-1419 (271 amino acids)
Biological process (GO): lipid biosynthetic process
Molecular function (GO): oxidoreductase activity; iron ion binding
Source: RefSeq, a predicted model, not a curated record
AUAAGCACAAAACAAACAGAACACAAACAUUGAUCAUCAUUAGGUUUCUUUUUUUGCCUGCUUUACUCUUUUGUGUUUUCAAUUCCUUCCAAUUCUAUGUGGAAGAGAAUUUAAUUCACACCCCCUCACAAACCCUAGCUUCAAAUCCCCCUAUUUCUAUAAAUAGAACUCCACAACAUACAUAAAAUUUAAAUCCCUUUUCAUAGUUUCACAACAAUCUAGUUUUUAUUGCAUAAAGUUUGAAUCUUUUUACAUAAUUUCCAAGAACCCAGUUUUUCUUGCAUAAAGUUUGAAUCUUUUUACAUAAUUUCCAAUAAUCUAGUUUUUAUUACAUAAAGUUUGAAUCGUUUUUACAUAAUUUCCAAUAAUCUAGUUUUUAUUACAUAAAGUUUGAAUCUUUUUCAUAUUUUCCAAUAAUCUAGUGUUUAUUGCAUAAAGUUUGAAUUUUUUUCAUAGUUUCGAGAAUCUAGUUUUUAUUGCAUAAAGUUUGAUUUUUUUUUUCCAUUGUUUUCAAGAAUCUAGUUUUAUUUACAUAAGGUUUGGGUCUUUUUUUUUUAUAGCUUUCAAGAAUCUUGUUAAUUGCAUUUGUUUUUUAAGGCAAAUAUGAGUAUUGAUUAUGAUGAUCAUAGAGGUGGAGGAUUACAUGUAUCAGAUGAAAUUUUGGGUACUAUUGUGCCAAUAGUUGUGUAUUGGUUAUAUUCAGGAUUGUAUUGUAUGCUUGGUGGUAUGGAUAAAUAUAGAUUGCAUACUAAGAAAGAUGAAGAUGAGAAAAAUUUGGUUUCUAAAAAAGAGGUUAUUAAAGGGGUUCUUCUUCAACAGGUUGUUCAAGGUGUUAUUGCCACAAUUCUCUUCGCGGUCACAGGUAAUGAUGGUGACUCUGAUGGAAAUCAACAUGCUGGCUUAGUUGGUUUCCUUGUUCUCGCUAGACAGUUAUUUGUUGGCAUGAUGGUUUUAGAUACUUGGCAAUACUUUAUGCAUCGCUACAUGCAUCAAAAUAAGUUCUUAUACAAGCAUAUCCAUUCUCAACAUCACCGGCUAGUCGUUCCAUACGCAUUCGGAGCUUUGUACAAUCACCCUUUAGAGGGUUUGAUACUCGACACUAUCGGUGGGGCCCUAGCUUUCCUUUUCUCAGGCAUGUCACCUCGAGCUUCCAUCUUCUUUUUCUCGUUUGCUACCAUCAAGACGGUUGAUGAUCAUUGUGGACUAUGGCUACCCGGAAACCUAUUCCAUAUCGUCUUCAAAAACAACUCGGCAUACCAUGAUAUUCAUCACCAACUGUACGGAAGCAAGUAUAACUUUUCGCAGCCUUUCUUUGUGACCUGGGAUAGGAUACUUGGUACGCAUAUGCCAUAUGCACUCGUGAAUAGACCGGAAGGGGGUUAUGAAGCUAGGCCUGCUAAAGAUUGCAAGGAUGACUGAGAAAAAAAAACUGUUAGUACAUGUUUAAAAGUAUGUACCACUGCAAUUUUACCCAAGUAUUUGCCUUUCUCAGUAAUUUGUAUAUAUUUAUAUAUGUUUUUUUGCAUAUAUUGAUGUAUAACCCUUUUUGAGGUUGAAAAAGAAAAAGGGGAAAAUAAUGUGUUUCUUUUUUAGUCAUAAUCUGGUUUUAUAAAAUUAGCUGUAGGCAGAGGACUGGAAGUUAAAGAUUGUCUGGCAAAUAUAUUUACCAUUUUCCAAAAAAAGAAAAAAAGAAAAAGAAAAAAAGAGGAAGAUUGUCUGGCAAAUGGUUUGUAUAAAUCAAGUGAUAUCUUUUUGCUGA